GGCCCGGCCUCACCGCGACCUGCAGACUGCGCUGCCGAGCCGCCGUCAAUCACGGGCUGCCCUCCCCAAAGCGCUCGGCAUCGUUGCGCACGCAUCGGCUCCGAGUGGAUCCCAGCAAAGCCCCCGGCGUGCAGGCUCUUGCUCCGACACCACUUAGGGGGAAGCUGAGAUUGCGAAGGGAAGAAGUCCGCGGAAGAAUAUUCUCCGAAGAAGGAGCCUAGGGGGUAUAGAAGGAACGAGGUGGUGCUCUGUGUUAGCGGGAGGGAGGCGAGGUGAAGCCCGACGAGUCGGAUCCCUGCAGCCCGUGUGGCACCGGAGAGCGGCGGCGGCGGCACCAUGAACGGCUGGAUCCUACUCACGCUGGGACUCUGUACACUGACUAACGGCGAGCUGACACAGUCUGUCUCAGCAACUAAGAUGCCGUGGUCUGGCGAGCUGUACCUGGAGCAGAGGUGGGAGAAAGCGGAGCUGGCUGAGUCUGGGAACUGGCCGGUUGAUGAUGAUGACUAUGAUCACUCUGGAUCAGGUUCCGGGGAUUUUGAUGCGGAGGUACAGGUGGUGACUUUCAGGCCUGCUCGAGAGAAUCCAGACCUGCAGCCGACUGUCGAAGCCACAAGAUCGGUGACUGCCAGAGUGGAAGCAACCACACAGAGAAAAAUGCUCAGGAAGCCGGUCCAAACUGAGACGACUGUAGCCACUGUGGUUAAAGAGGAGACAAAGAAAGGAGAUGACUUUGUUAUUGAAAAGCCAACGAUGAAUACCGAUGGCAAUGAUGUUUCUGCAGAAAAACAUGCAGAAAGUCUGUUCCAGAGAACAGAAGUGCUUGCAGCCGUCAUUGCUGGAGGAGUCAUUGGCUUUUUAUUUGCCAUCUUCCUCAUCUUGUUGCUGGUAUACCGCAUGAGGAAGAAGGACGAAGGCAGUUACGACCUUGGGGAAAGAAAACCACCCACCACAGCCUAUCAAAAGGCACCAACCAAGGAAUUUUAUGCAUAAGCCUUCAAAGUGUCUCUAUUUGUGAGAUCACUGAACUGUAUUAAUUAAAGCUUUUUGCAUAGAGAUAAUGAACACCUUUUCUUAACGAAAAGUCGUGCAGACUUUCCUAUAACAAGCCCUGUUAUAUUUAAAACAUUCUUCUAUAUUCUUUUAAAACAAAAUGCCAUCCAAUCUAUUCUUAACGCUUAAGAUUUUGACGGUGAAUCGUGGCUUAGUUUCCACUCACUGGGUUUGAAGAAAUAAAUAUUAAAAAACAUCUGCAAACAGAAUGAAAAGUAUGAAAGAUACUUCUUCUGUUUUCUUACAUUUUCUAUCAGAGUUCUUUAAUUUAGUCCUAAUGCAUCUAAAAUUGAUCUUGCAGGUAAAAAUGUUCCUUAAUUUAUCUUUUUCUGAUCUGUUAAAAUGCCUUUCUAAAGUUUUCAUGGUGCAAUGUGUCUUCAAAUAAUACAAAUAUGUGUAAAUGUAAUUUCUGCUACAGGAACUAUAUUUACAGGAAUCUCUACUUUGUAUCGAAUAGUAGUAUUAUGAGGUUUAUUUUAAACUGUGCUUGAUAAGCAUCUAGCGAAUGAAUAUCCUAGAAAACAAGAGUACACAAUUUAUUUUUGGCAACCUUCUGUAAAAUUGUGCCAGUGUGUGAUAGCAGAUCUCCUGUACAUAAGAUCUGAUAUAAAUUUGAACAGAUCCAAAGACUAGUGACUUCAGCUGCAAUAUAUGAAUACAACCACAGAUGUAUGUUAACAUUAUCUUUUUGGUACAGUGUAUUCCGGUUAAUUGGGACACAUUGGGACCAGUACACUCUGUCCCAAUUAAGUGGCUGCCCCAAUUAGCUGAAGUUUCAUGGAAAUAGUUUUAAAAAAUACAAAGUAUUUAAAAAGAGACAAACUGAGUAGCAAGUUAUAUAUUUAAAUGAAAUACAGAACAAAUUCACACUACUGAUACUACUACAGUAUGAUAAAAGUGUGUAUUAGUUUGUAAUGGAUUUCGAUUGGGGAUUUCAUCUGUGUUCUGUUGAUUGACUGUAAAUCAGCACAGACAGUAACACAAAAAAAUGCUGGAAGAACUCAGCAGACCAGGCAGCAUCUCUGGAAAAACGUAGAGGCGACGUUUCGGGCCGAGUGUAGCUAAUGGACAGGCUUCAUAAAUUGCUUUCAAAACCGUCAACUCUACUUUUUUACCUAGAGUUCAUUUAAAUAUAUAACUUGCUACUCAAUUUGUCUCUUCUUAAAUAUACUUUUUAACUACUUCCAUGAAACUUCGGCUAACAAGAAAACUUUGCUUUCAAUGAUUGCAUCCACUAAGUCUUCAUUUUCAUCCUAACAUUCAAGAUGAUUGUUAAUACCUUCAAACUCUUUGUAGUCCUUGUUGAAGUAGUGAAAUUGUUUCAUUUUCUCUCCCGGCUCUUUCUGGCAUCUCCAGAUCUGAAUGCUUGAAACUUGCAGUGAGUAAAACAGUUUUGUAUUGUCUUACUGCUUAUUUCUUGAGAACUAUCAGUGACCAAAAUCGCUAGUUUUUGAACACAAACACGUGCAACUGAGGUUAUUUAAAAACUGUUCACUCUAAACAAGGUUCAGUGUCACACACAACUGAAGCUUGUUGAAACUGGCACGAGUUUUCUGUCCCAAUUAAGCAGCACAGUGUCCUAUAUAAACAAAGGCAAUUCCAGCAAUUUUCCCAGUUAGUUUUUGUUCUUUAAGAGUUGUUCCAAAUAAGCAACUGUCCCAACUAACCAAUGGCCCAAUUAAGCGCAAUCCACUGUAUUAAUUUCUUUUUUAAUUUGCUAGGAAAUGACAGUUUUGGACUAGAACAUUUCAAACCAAUAGGUACAGGUUUUCAUGAGCCUAUUACGUGCCUGCUCGUUCUCUGGUUCCUUCACUGCCAUCCUGCUGAUAUUGUGGUUGAUAUGGUAAUUUGUAAGGUCAGUUAAUUUAAGUGCUAUGGUUUUUACUGUUUAACAGACAUGUUUUAAUUGGAAAUGGGGAACAUAAACUACUGAAUAAAUUAUGUAGCCCAUUGAUGAAUUA
Hypanus sabinus (Atlantic stingray) is the source of this 3014-nucleotide messenger RNA. It is a transcript of the gene sdc2, whose product is annotated as syndecan 2. The transcript is spliced from 6 exons. Bases 337 to 993 code for a protein of 218 amino acids. Gene Ontology annotation, biological process: cell migration. NCBI's taxonomy places the organism in Eukaryota, Metazoa, Chordata, Chondrichthyes, Myliobatiformes, Dasyatidae. Gene Ontology annotation, cellular component: membrane; cell surface. The record is from RefSeq and is a predicted model, not a curated record.